CCCGGCGCGGCUCGGCACGGCAGAGCCGCCCGCCCGAGGGCUGCCUGCCGGGAGGAGGAGGCGGCGCGGAGCCCAGCGACCCCGAGGCAGCGAUACAGUAUUCUAGGUUUGCUACUUGGGAAAGAAAAACACAUGGCUUCCAGCACAUCAAACCCUGCUAACAAUUUGCCAUACUUCUUUGGUAAUAUCACACGUGAAGAUGCUGAGGAGUAUCUGAUGCAGGGAGGAGCAAGUGAUGGACUAUACUUGCUCCGCCAAAGCCGGAAUUACCUGGGGGGCUUUGCCUUAUCCUUGGCCCACGGAAGGAAGGUUCACCACUAUACAAUUGAGAGGGAGCUAAGUGGUUCAUAUGCUAUUGCAGGAGGCAAGUCGCAUGCCAGUCCUGCUGAACUCAUUAACUAUCACUCAGGGGAAGCAGAUGGCCUUAUCUGUCUACUGAAAAAACCUUUCAACCGGCCACCAGGUGUUGAACCCAAAACAGGACCCUUUGAAGAUCUGAAAGAGAACCUCAUCAGAGAGUAUGUCAAGCAAACCUGGAAUUUGCAGGGGCAUGCUCUUGAACAAGCUAUUAUUAGUCAGAAGCCUCAGCUGGAGAAGCUGAUUGCCACUACAGCUCAUGAGAAGAUGCCAUGGUUCCAUGGGAGGAUCUCUCGGGAAGAGUCAGAACACCGUAUCCUCUUUGGAUCAAGAAGCAAUGGAAAAUUUCUUAUCCGAGAAAGGGACAGCAAUGGUUCCUAUGCCCUAUGCCUACUGAAUGAUGGAAAAGUACUGCACUAUCGUAUUGACAGAGAUAAGACAGGAAAGCUCUCCAUACCAGAUGGAAAAAGAUUUGACACCCUGUGGCAGUUAGUUGAGCAUUAUUCAUACAAACCUGAUGGACUAUUAAGAGUUCUUACCAUUCCUUGUCCACAACCAGAAAAUGAUAAUGUUGGUUUUAAUGCUCAUCCUUCUUCUGGAUCACUUCCUAAGAGUUGGGCAGGAGGUGGAAUUAUCUCAAGACUCAAAUCGUACACCUUUCCAAAGGCUGGCAGCAAAAAGCUUCAGUCAUCUAUUGGCCACCCACAAGAAGAAGCACCGUUUAAUCCCUAUGUGCUGCAAAGGAACAGAGGUCUUACAGCAGCAGAAAGAGGUGAUCAGAGAGAGGCCUUACCCAUGGAUACUGAGGUCUAUGAAAGUCCAUAUGCUGAUCCAGAUGAAAUUAAACCAAAAAAUGUCACUCUUGACAGGAAAUUGUUGACUUUGGAGGAAGGUGAACUUGGCUCUGGCAACUUUGGUACUGUAAAGAAAGGGCUCUAUAAGAUGAAAAAGGGUUCCAAGCCUGUGGCUGUAAAAAUUCUAAAGAAUGAGAGUAAUGAUCCAGCCAUAAAGGAUGAAUUACUGAGAGAAGCAAAUGUAAUGCAGCAACUGGAUAACCCAUAUAUUGUCCGAAUGAUAGGUAUAUGUGAAGCUGAGGCCUGGAUGUUAGUAAUGGAAAUGGCUGAACUUGGGCCAUUGAACAAAUUUUUGCAAAAAAAUAGACAUGUCACAGAGAAGAAUAUAACAGAGCUGGUGCAUCAGGUUUCCAUGGGGAUGAAAUACCUGGAGGAGAAUAAUUUUGUUCAUCGGGAUCUGGCUGCAAGAAAUGUGCUGCUAGUCACCCAACAUUAUGCCAAAAUUAGUGACUUUGGGCUUUCUAAAGCUCUUAGUGCUGAUGAAAAUUAUUACAAGGCACAAAGUCAUGGAAAAUGGCCAGUCAAAUGGUAUGCUCCAGAAUGCAUGAAUUUCUACAAAUUUUCUAGCAAAAGUGAUGUCUGGAGCUUUGGGGUUUUAAUGUGGGAAGCUUUCUCUUAUGGACAAAAACCAUAUAAGGGAAUGAAAGGUGGUGAAGUUGCACAGAUGAUUGAAAGAGGAGAACGAAUGGAACGUCCUGAAGUCUGCCCAACAGAACUCUACGGUUUAAUGAAAUUGUGUUGGACAUACGAUGUUGAUGACCGACCAGGAUUUGUUGCAGUUGAGAUGAGGUUACGUAACUACUAUUAUGACAUUUCCCACUAA
Messenger RNA from Cinclus cinclus, 2034 nucleotides. It is a transcript of the gene SYK, whose product is annotated as spleen associated tyrosine kinase. Gene Ontology annotation, biological process: B cell receptor signaling pathway; positive regulation of alpha-beta T cell proliferation; cell surface receptor protein tyrosine kinase signaling pathway. Gene Ontology annotation, molecular function: non-membrane spanning protein tyrosine kinase activity; signaling receptor binding; ATP binding. Gene Ontology annotation, cellular component: extrinsic component of cytoplasmic side of plasma membrane; cytoplasm. The transcript is spliced from 14 exons. The coding region runs from base 133 to 2034 and encodes 633 amino acids. The record is from RefSeq and is a predicted model, not a curated record. Lineage: Eukaryota; Metazoa; Chordata; Aves; Passeriformes; Cinclidae.